CAAAAAAUAGUUACAGAAAUAAAGAGCAAAAGGGACGAGCAGGUAAUUACUCGAUUGCCAACUUCCUGAACGUGCAGGGUAGGGAGAGUAGCCCCGCAAUAUGCAGCCGGCGAGCUUAUCGCUCUGCCAUUCUUCACCGCCAAAAAAUUCCUGGAUCGCCGGGCUUUACUGCUAACGUCGGCCCCCUCGUUUGCAUGUCGACGAUUCCCCAGCAACAUCAGCCAUUCUCAGACCACACUCAACCCAACGAUUUUUAAACCAUCUCCCCAAGACCAAUCAAAAUGGCGGGUGGUUACAUAGCAAAAAAGAGGUCAAGAGACGAGGCAAACAGGCAAUUCAAAGGCAGGCCGCGCAAGAAGCCCAGAAAGGGCCGCGAGUUUCACAGCGACUCGGAGGAUGGAGACGAUGGCGGCGCCGACGGUCAAUCGUUUGCGCCCGUGAACCUACUCGACUCGGACGAGGAGGACAUACACAACCUCGCGGCGGACGAUGGACAGUCCUCGGGAGCGGACGAUUCUUCAGACGACGAGGCGUCGACUUCAAGGCAAACAAGGAGGAAACCGACGGCAAAACCAACAAAGACGAAGCAAAAGGAAAAGAGCAAAAAGGAGGCACAAGACAGCUCCGAUGAUGAUGAUGAAGACGAAGACGACGACAGCUCCGACGACGACGACGACGACGCAAUCGACGGCCAGCGGCAGAGGAAGCAAUCAAAGCGCAACGACCCGACCGCCUUUGCGACCUCCAUGUCCAAGAUCCUGUCCACGAAGCUGAGCACGUCGCGCCGGGCCGACCCGGUGCUGUCCCGCAGCGCCGCGGCGCACGAGGCGGCCCGGCUGGCGGUCGACACGGCGCUCGAGGCCAAGGCGCACCGCAAGAUGGCCGAGCAGAGGCGCGCGGCGCUGGAGAAGGGCCGCGUCAAGGACGUCCUCGUGUCCCAGGAGGGCCAGACGGCCGAGAUGCAGGCGGGCGAGAAGAGGCUGCGCAAGACGGCGCAGAGGGGUGUCAUCAAGCUGUUCAACGCGAUCAGGGCCGCGCAGGUCAAGGCCGCCGACGCGGAGCGGGCGGUCAGGAGCGAGGGCGUCAUCGGCAUGGGCAAGAGGGAGCAAAAGGUCGCAGAGAUGAGCAAAAAGGGCUUCUUGGACCUGAUUGCCGGUGGCGGCGGUGGAUUGAACAAGGCCCCGCUCGAGGAGGCCUGAGCUAUUUGAAUUUGUACAAGGAGCCUGUGGACUUUUUGGGGGUUUAUCAAGCUAAUAAGCAAAUGUUUGGCGUCACAGUCUGCUGCUUUUGUGAUUUGUACAGGUCAUUGAAGAUGGGAUGUGUUUAUAUGGUACAAAGCUCGUCCGCAAGCGUGUACACUUGCAAUGCGAUGGUCUAUAAUUACAGCUCUGAAUGCCGAAGAGAUCCCAAAUCCUGGUAUCAUGGUAUACAUAUGUGAACCUCGGUUCACAUCUCAUUAAAUUUCUUUCCCUUUUUCUCUCCUCUAUU
Molecule: messenger RNA, 1488 nt
Organism: Pyricularia oryzae 70-15
Lineage: Eukaryota; Fungi; Ascomycota; Sordariomycetes; Magnaporthales; Pyriculariaceae
Exons: 1
Coding region: 282-1199 (305 amino acids)
Biological process (GO): maturation of 5.8S rRNA; maturation of LSU-rRNA
Cellular component (GO): preribosome, large subunit precursor
Source: RefSeq, a predicted model, not a curated record